GAAGAGGGAAGGGUUUCUUAAGACAACUCUGUCAGUGAUGAAUAGAUGAAUGAAUUCUUACGUGUUCAGAACUUGCAACAUGUGUCCCCGACCCCUCAGCACCUAAGAGAGGCAAGAUCUCAGCAAGGAGCUCAAGAACGCGCCGUGCCUGCUGCGUGUGAGGAGGAGAGCAGCAUACCUCAGAGAUAGCAGAAACAAAAGAGGGUGCGAUGGUAUCUCUGACAUUGGCUUUGUUGUACAAAGGAGCAGAGGAAUUCAGAAUUGGGAAAACUAAAUUUUAUAUUGUUUCAUUGUGAUUUUUUUUUCCUCAUUUUAAGUAUCUCCGUUCCCUCUCUGUCCAUGGAAUGAGUUUUUUAGCUGUGUGAGUGUGCAGGGUUUUUUUUGUUGUUGUUGUUUUUUUUUUAAGGAAGUGUGACCUGGAUUUUGUGAGCUUAUUAUGAUCGGUAACUGAAGGCAGCUGUUGUAGUUUGCUGAUCCCUUAUGUAGCUGAAGUACAUGGAAAGAAAACAAAAAUAAGCAUGUGGGGGAUCUGAAUUAAAUUCCACUCUUUGGCCUUAUGUGGAGCUGUGGAUUAUUAUACAUUUCUGGACAGUUGUGUAUGUGAAGGGAAAGAGACAUCCAACCUUGGAAAGACUUAGGGAAGUCAAACAGAUUUUUUUCCAACGCGACCUGCUAAAUCUGUCACAAAAGGGGCAGGCAAAAUGACAUACAAAUAGUCAGAGACCCUGGCUGCAGUUCUUCAUGACAGGCGAGUGAAAGACCACAUCCUAUUUUUAGAGAGUGGAUGGAGGAGGGGCGGAGAGGGAAGAAAAAGUUUGAAAAUAAUGGACUUCUUUAACAGUUAGGGAGCAAAACUGGCCAGCAGCAAGGGAGGCAGCGCCGUGGGGAUAUGGAUGACUCAAGUAUUCUGCGGAGGAGAGGGCUGCAGAAGGAGCUCAGUCUCCCCCGAAGAGGAAGCUUAAUCUCCUCUUCUUUGUACUCCCACUGCCGAGGAAGUGAUGUUCAUCAGCACACGUUCUCUCCUACAUCUGCUCCAGGUCUGCAGCACCUUAAAUUCCCAUUUAGUGCUGACUGUGCACUUGUCACUUCUCCUCUUGUAUUUUACCUGAACUCACAAGCCCAGAGCAAUCCGUCUAGCCCAUGCUACAGCCAUCCAUUUCAGUGGAGCUGUCGGACAAGCAACAGAAAGAGUUUGAUUGUAACGUCCAGCACAUCCCCGACUCUCCCGCGGCCGCAUUCCCCCCUCCAUGGACAUGCAGGUGGCAGCCCUUUGGACAGCCCUAGAAACUUCUCUCCAAAUGCUCCUGCUCAUUUUUCCUUUGUUCCUGCCCGAAGCCAUGGACACAGAGCGGACAGAACGGAUGGACGCCGCUGGUCCUUGGCCUCCCUUCCCUCAUCAGGAUAUGGAACAAACACUCCCAGUUCAACAGUUUCAUCAUCAUGCUCAUCUCAGGAGAAGCUGCACCAGCUGCCCUUUCAGCCCACGGCAGAUGAACUUCAUUUCCUGACAAAGCAUUUCAGUACUGAGAGCAUCACUGAUGAGGAAGGGCGUCACUCUCCAGCCCUGCGGCCUCGAUCACGCAGUCUCAGCCCGGGUCGCUCGCCAAUUUCCUUUGACAGUGAAAUAAUAAUGAUGAACCAUGUGUACAAAGAAAGGUUUCCGAAGGCCACAGCGCAGAUGGAAGAGCGGCUGGCGGAGUUUAUUGCCUCCAAUGCUCCAGAGAACGUGCUGCAAUUAGCAGAUGGGGUCCUAAGUUUCAUCCACCACCAAGUUAUCGAACUGGCCAGAGACUGCCUAGAUAAGUCACGUGAAGGUCUCAUCACUUCUCGCUAUUUCUAUGAGCUGCAGGAAAACUUGGAGAAACUUCUCCAGGAUGCCCACGAGCGAUCCGAGAGCUCCGAGGUUGCCUUUGUUACCCAACUGGUAAAGAAGCUGAUGAUCAUCAUAGCGCGACCAGCUCGGCUGCUGGAGUGCCUGGUGAGUCUGGGCCUUGGGAGAGCAAGACUCCUACUUAAGAACGUUAUGCUGGCCGUACUCGGUCACAUUAUAGAGCCCGCUAACCUGCCUUUCUGA
Molecule: messenger RNA, 2074 nt
Organism: Meleagris gallopavo (turkey)
Lineage: Eukaryota; Metazoa; Chordata; Aves; Galliformes; Phasianidae
Source: RefSeq, a predicted model, not a curated record